CCUUUUCUCUGAUCAUGGUGUAAAGUUUUUCCCUUUGGUUAAUUUUGAAUCUUAGAAUUUGUAUUUGUUAACCCUUCUUUUUGGGCAACGAGAGAAACUCGUACCUGAAGGUGUACACGGGUAAACCCUGCCUUAUUGAUCUUGUUGGCAAACGAUUACAAGGAGGGUAACUUGAUUGGAACUUCUCUCAAAUAUUCAUCUCAGAAGUCUAGGUUUAUUUUUUUCAAGUUUCCAAGAUCCUGUCAAAAGCCAUUCUUUGUAUUUGUUUGAAGAAUGGGAGACCGUUUUCCAUUGCCGGUGGGAUGGUUGCUAACUGAGUCCACCCUAGAAGCUGCUAUUCAGAGUAAAAACCUCUCACAGCGUGCUCCAUCCGCUGAUGUUGAAAAUAUGAGUAGCGGUAUUAGUUCCCAUAGGUUGGAUAUUGAUGUAGGAUCAUCACCAAGGAAAUUGGUAGAGUGUAGGAUUUGCCAUGAUGAAGAUGAAGAUUUAAACAUGGAGAUACCAUGUUCUUGCCGUGGAAGCUUGAAGUAUGUCCACCGCAGAUGUGCACAGCGAUGGUGUAACGAGAAGGGGAACACAAUCUGUGAAAUUUGCCACCAGCAAUUCAAGCCAGGUUUUACAGCGCCGCCUCCUUUAUUUCAUUGUGGUGGGAUUCCAUUGAACUUAAGAGAAAAUUGGUAUAUUUCUGGGAGAGACCUUCACAAUCCUCAAUUCAUAACAGUGGUUUCUACAGAACACAAUUUUAUGGAUCCAGAAUAUGACGAGUAUUCUGGAUACACUCCAAGGAGUUUGAUAUGCUGUCGAGUAGUAGCUAUAAUUUUCAUGCUGCUUCUAAUAUUACGUCAUACUCUACCAAUCAUCAUCUAUGGAGCUGGAGACUACUCAAUUACACUGUUCACAUUAUUGGUGCUGAGAGCUAUUGGAAUUCUAUUGCCGAUAUAUGUCAUGGUAAAGGCUUUUACUGUAAUCAGACGACGGAGAAACACUGAGGAUGAAGAGAAUGAAUUACCGUUGCAGCAACCUCAAUCACGUCUUGGUCAUGUUUACUGACAAUAGCAACCUGUAUCAUCGUUAUGAGCCAACGCCACGAAAAACUUGGAUUGAACUGUGUUUCGGUUAUGCUAAUUCUAGUUUUGGGAUGUGUUUGAAAUCAUCUCAUUGUACAUAUUGGCUUCAGGUGAUGAGCAAUCAGGACACCUUCCUGAAAGAGUCUGAUAUAAAAGCAAAUUCUUCUAAUUUAACAUUGCAGACAUUUCAAUAGAGUGCCCUCUACUUCUUGAUCUUGUCUUGUGAAAUCUAACAUGUUCUUGUACAAGGAAAUAACAUAAUCACUAUU
Ipomoea triloba (trilobed morning glory) is the source of this 1336-nucleotide messenger RNA. RefSeq lists its product as uncharacterized. Gene Ontology annotation, biological process: protein ubiquitination. Gene Ontology annotation, cellular component: membrane. Gene Ontology annotation, molecular function: zinc ion binding; ubiquitin-protein transferase activity. Lineage: Eukaryota; Viridiplantae; Streptophyta; Magnoliopsida; Solanales; Convolvulaceae. The transcript has 8 exons. The record is from RefSeq and is a predicted model, not a curated record. Bases 274 to 1050 code for a protein of 258 amino acids.